Molecule: messenger RNA, 2007 nt
Organism: Punica granatum (pomegranate)
Lineage: Eukaryota; Viridiplantae; Streptophyta; Magnoliopsida; Myrtales; Lythraceae
Source: RefSeq, a predicted model, not a curated record
AUGGAAGAAAUUGAUCCACCAGUCCCUUCAGGAGAAGUUACCCCACCAACUACAGUGCGGUCCCAAUUGCCUGCUACACAUGCUCCACCAUAUGCCCCGCCAUCCAUAUACAUGCCAUCGACUCCGGUGCCUCCAGUUUUACCAUCUUCCAAUGAAGCUAUACGCAUCGCAGUGCUCGAAGGCACAGUUAAUCAGAUGGCCUCAAACAUCACUGAACUUAUGGCUUUGCUCAGCGGACCAAACCGUGCCUCUUCGAGUUCCAUCCCCCCUCCUGCGUAUGGGUCAAUGGUUGAUCUGUCUCCUUGGGUCCUACCAACCCUUGCACCAGAGAAUGAUGUUGUGCCUAUUCCAGCGCCGGCACACUACCCAGCGACCGUUCCACCGUUGACACACGCACCGGAGGUCUAUCCGUUUGUUGCUCCUCUUCCGGUAACACUUCCAGUGACUUUCCCUCCUCCGCCAACGCCGGUACCGAUAAUUGAUCCAGCUAUGCUUGCGCUUCCUCCGAUGUUAGUAUCAGCCACAAGCACACAUGCUCCUGCUCCCAUCGCUAAGCCAUUUCCUUUCCCAGCUCCACAACCCCAAAUAAGCCUUCCACACCGAACUCCAUCGAUCCUAAACAUUCCUUACUAUAACCCAGAUACACAAGCUGUGGCUGCCCCUGAAGCUCCACCGACAUAUAUUAUCCUUGCUGCAGAGAUAGAACAGAAGCGCCGAAUGAAACGAAUGGAAGAGAUGAUGAAGGCUCUCCAGGAAAGUGACUCUCGUUAUGACACGAGUUACUUGGACCUGAAUCUCUUUCCAAACACGAGGCUGCCUCCAAAGAUCAAGAUUCCCGACUUCGACAAGUAUGACGAGACCACAGACCCAAAGCCACAUCUGCAAGGCUAUCGAAACCGCAUGAUGUCGUACUGGGGAUAUGAGCAGUUUAUGAUUCAGACUUUUCAGGAAAGUUUGAAAGGAGCAGCACUCAGUUGGUUCACCUCUCUCAAAGCAGCGGACAUUCCCACUUGGGAUGAACUCGCUAAGAAGUUUGUGACCCAGUAUGGCUACAAUACUGGCAUAGCUCCGUCCUAUCUCGAGUUAAGCGUCAUGGAAAUGCAAGAGGAGCAAGCCUUUGAGGACUAUGCUACUCAAUGGCGUGCUAAGGCGGCCAAGCACCGUCCUCCAAUUGACGAAGUGGAACAGAUCCAGAUAUUUCAUGGGACCCUCAAGGGUGCAUACUACUCGCACCUCUUGGGACACAUGUCAUCUUUCAAUGCAAUGAUAAAGGCUGGCAAGAAGGUUAGCCUUGGGAUUAAACUGGGAAGGAUUGACCAUUCGGUCAGAAAGGGAGAGGGUGAAUCCUCCAAGAAGACAGCCGUCACUGCUGCUUUCUCCCACAACAGGAAAGGCAAAGAUGCUAAUGUUAGCGUGGUGAACCCGGGGCACCCCAACCAUCAGCAAUAUGCAGUUAAUGUCGCUCAGUCUUUUCCACUACCGUACCAUCCUGCUCCACAGCAACAAUACCCAGCUCAACCGAUUUACUACUCGGCUCCUCCUGCCUACGCACCUCUUCAAGCCCCGCAGUCUCUUGGGCAGCAAUAUACCCCGACCUUUCAAGUGCAAUCAAGCAGCCCCUCGGCUUCAAGAAUUCCUCACUCGGCCCAGCGAGCCCCAACACCGCUAACCCAGCAGGGUAACAGAGGCCAGGUCAGGCCUCGACCUCAGUAUCCACCUCUUCCUGUUCCUCAGUCAAACAUAUUCCGUCAACUUCUUGCUGCCGGAAAGAUCAACCCGGAACCCCCCAACGAGAAUUUCAAUCCUGCAAAUCUGAACCAGAACCUUCAUUGUGAAUACCACAUGGGUGCUCCAGGACACACGACCGAUAAUUGUUACACUCUCAGGGGCAAGCUGCAGGCACUGAUCGAUAAGAAGUUGCUCUCGUUCAACGAGGUGAAGCCACCAAAUGUUCAGAUCAAUCCUCUCCCUGACCACGACUCCAGCUCAGCCCGACUGUCAACAUGA